Molecule: messenger RNA, 2511 nt
Organism: Myodes glareolus (Bank vole)
Lineage: Eukaryota; Metazoa; Chordata; Mammalia; Rodentia; Cricetidae
Product: solute carrier organic anion transporter family member 6A1
Biological process (GO): sodium-independent organic anion transport; transmembrane transport
Cellular component (GO): basolateral plasma membrane
Molecular function (GO): protein binding
Source: RefSeq, a predicted model, not a curated record
UUCGUACGUGGGAAGUAACGUUCCGGGCAGAGGUUAGAGUGGCAGCUAUUUUAGCGACAGCUUUUGUUACCUGAGUCCACCAAACGCACAGGUGCCUCAAAACAAACCUGCUGUAUCCAGAUAACUGUAUCGGAUAAACCAUGGACCAGGAACCGGAACAAGAACAAGAAAAACAAGAACAAGAACAAAAGCAAGAACAAGAACAAGGCACCACAGAGGAGGCUCCGGUGCAAAAGAAACGAGAGGAGGACAACCAGGAGGAAUCUGAGCGUCCCAAGAAAAUAUCCCCGUAUCUGACGACAGUUCCAACUGCCGUGACGAAGUUUGGAAAUUUCAGAAAAACUAACACGCCCCUCCCUUCACACAACAAGGAGUUAUUAGAUGAAAAAAAAGAGGUUCUCUUGGAAGGGUCGUUUGGCUUGGGCACUCUAGUUUUCCCUGCUUUACAGCGCUUCAACAACAUUGACGUCUUCCUCACUUUUUACUGUGUGGUGGUCCUAGCUCAAGGUUUUGUAUUUGGUCUUGUUGAUCUGAGUACUGGGUAUUUUGAGAAGGAAUUUUAUAUGUCAAAUCCAGAGAAAGCUGCAUUGGCCUUCACUUAUGAUCUUACAUCUUUAUUGACAGCAAUAUUUGUAGCACACUACGGAAGUAGAUAUAACAGGUCAAAAUGGGUGGCAGCUGCUGCCUUUUUAGUAGGACUUGGAUCUGCUUUAUGUGCUGUUCCAUUCAUGAAAUAUGAAAUUAUAACACAAAUAGAAGAAGGUGAAGAGUUGUGCAUAGAUGAAGAACACAGGACAGUUCCAAAUUGUGUGGAGAACUUGGUAACACACAGAUCAGAAACCUUGUAUUUCUUCAUCCUCGGGCAGUGUCUCCAGGGACUCGCAGGGAUGCCUCUUUACAUCCUUGGUUUGACCUUCCUUUAUGACCACUCUGCCACAUACUCAGCUGGCAUCUAUUUAGGUAUUGCAGAAGCCAUACAAAUACUGGGAUACGGUCUGGGUUUCAUAGUGGGAUCACCAAAUAUUAAACCUCCAAAGAAUCAAGCUUUGAACAGAUUGAUCGCUCUCGCGUCUCUAUUGCAGCAGAUCAAUUGGUGGGCUAGUUUCCUUAGUGCCACUGUGCUUGCAUGGGUCACCUUUUUCCCAUUACUAUGUUUUCCAUCAAAUUUACCUGGUGCAAAUAAGAUAAGACGUCGAAAAGAGAAAGAAUCUCCCACCUUUGACAAGAACCUUAAAUAUAAGAAAUUUGGACCUCAUUUGAAGGAUUUGCUUCAUGCUCUUCAGUGUCUGUUGAAGAGUCCUCUGUUUAUGUAUCAUACAAUGUGCAGAGCCACAGAGUCCCUGGCUUAUAUUGGAGCUGCAGAAUUCUUGCCCAAAUAUUUAGAAAAUCAGUUUUUGUUAACGCCCUCACUUGCCACUCUUCUCACAGGAGUUAUUUUAAUCCCAGGAGGUGCAAUUGGCAGUCUUCUGGGAGGUUUAAUUGUUUCCAAGUUGAGAAUGUCUUGUAAAGCCCAAAUGAAAUUUGUAAUGGUGACAUCUAUUAUAUCGCUUCUGCUUUUCUUAUUAAUAAUUUUUGUAGAAUGUGAUACAGUGAAAUUUGCUGGAAUCAGUGAAAAUUACGAUGGGUCAGGUCGCUUGGGAAACCUCGAAGCUCCAUGUAAUAAGCACUGUGCUUGCACAAGCUCUGACUAUGCUUCUGUGUGUGGAAGAGACGAAGUUGAGUAUUUCUCUCCCUGCUUUGCAGGCUGCAUAUCUUUUAAAAAAUUUAACAUUGAAAAGACAUACUACAAUUGUUCUUGCAUUAAAAAAGGACUGGCAAAUGCAGAUUCUGAUGGAGAUAUUAUUGAUGCCACUCCUGGAAAAUGUAAUACCAAGUGUAACACAUUACCUUUGUUUUUUGCUUUUUGCUUUUCUUCGAUUGUUUUUUCUAGUUCGGCUUUUACACCAAUAACCUUGAUUAUACUCCGAAUUUUACCUAACAAUUUAAAGGCCCUGGGCGUGGGUGUGACCUAUACAGUCAAGAGAUUAUUAGGAUCCAUCCCUGGACCACUACUUUUUCGAUUAACAGCAAGAAGCUCUUGUAUUUACUGGGACGUUAGUAAAUGUGGAAGUAAAGGUCGUUGUUGGAUCUACAGUAAGAAAAAAAUGGCCUUCAUAUUGUUGGGACUAUGUAGUAUUUGCAAAUUGGCCACAACCUUCCUUGUUUUUUAUGCACUUCAAAAAUAUGACAGGCUGGUACAUGACAGUUCUGAGAAUCCGGCCCCUCCAGAAAAGAAAGCAAAAAAAAAGAAAAGAAAGGAAGAAAAAAGAAAUUUCUAACUAACUAAUUUCUUAAUUGGGUUGGAGAACUUCUGAGGAUCCGAAUUCUAAGGACAGCAGUCUAUUCUUUGAGGAGUUCUUUGAGGAGUUCUUAAGAUUUGAGGCCAGGCUAUAACUCAGAAGAGAAAAUAUAACAGAAAAUAUCAGUGUGGAUUUUUAUUUUCAUAAUAAAGAAUACUCUUAUAAAACGUUU